Myzus persicae (green peach aphid) is the source of this 1670-nucleotide messenger RNA. Its product is annotated as transmembrane protein 39A. The record is from RefSeq and is a predicted model, not a curated record. The transcript has 10 exons. NCBI's taxonomy places the organism in Eukaryota, Metazoa, Arthropoda, Insecta, Hemiptera, Aphididae. Gene Ontology annotation, cellular component: membrane. Bases 387 to 1628 code for a protein of 413 amino acids.
AUAAACAUUUAUACCGUAGUUGUAGACUUGUAGUUCCUCACAACGACACUUCGACACUACCAUACUUCAGUUUUAGUAAUAUUAAUUUAUACAUUUCGGCGUGAACGCUGAAAACUUCACUAUUUCUGUGCCAUCGCUUUUAAAUAUUAAAGAUAUUUAAUAAAGACUUAGAAAUUGUUCUAAAUUUAAACCGUUACAAAAAGGCACCAUGUCUUACAAUACAAUAUACCACAUUAAAACCACUCGAAUCUAUAUAAUAAUCGAAACUCUAUGUACAACAGCGUCCAAUGGAACUCAAAAAAAUCAAUAAAUGGGUUAUUGACUUAUGUUCUUCUAACAUUUUUAAAUAAAGAAACGAAAUUUGUUUUGCUUACAAAAGUGAAACAAUGGAGUUUUUUAAUUUUUUGGCAGACUGUUUAAAAAAAAUGAAAUCUGAUGACACAUUACCACGAGUCACAUCUCCACGCAUGUAUAAUGAUGGCAAUAUAACAUUUGAAGGAUUAAUGGUAGUUUUUGCUUCAUUUUCCACUUAUUUGCAAUAUUUAAACAUUUAUAGAUCAGUGUGGUGGUUACCCAAUUCAAAUUAUACUUUAUGGAAAAUACAUUUAAUUGAUUAUCAAGUGGUUAUAUUUAUACUAGCUAUGCAUUGUCGAAGAUUUAUAUAUUGCUUAAUAACAUGGGUUUUCCACAUGUUAUGUCCUCAAAAUUAUUGGAAAUUUAUUAGACUAUUCAUUAGAUUAUUUGUUUCAGUCACACUAUUUCUUUUAUUAGCCCUAUUGGCAUUUGAUCUCUAUUUAAAGUAUGAUUAUUUAAUAAUAGUUUACUUAUUUAUGCCGAUAAUUGGUUAUUUAUGCUAUUAUGGUUUUAAAGCAUGUCCAUUUUUUGAUAUGAUGUGUAUUAGCGAAAAAGAAAUAAUUAUCAAUGGAAAAUCAUUAAUUCAAUACACAAAUAUGCACAUAUGUACAUCAAACCCAAAAAUAAUUCGAUCAGAAGUGGAAAAUAUGAGAGAUGAUUUUAAUAAUAGGCUAACCCAAAUAUUGUUUUCUUCUUUUUUCUCAGCAUAUUAUGCAUGCUUUUUACCACUAGUAUUUGUACAAACUUAUGUGGUUUAUGAAGAACAUUGGGUGUUAAUGCAUUUUCCUUUUGUAAUGAUGACUAUGGGCAUGAUGCUGUGUAUUCAUUAUUAUCCUGUUAAGUAUUUUGAUCACCUACAUAAAGCAGCUAUGCACUUGGGCCGUUGGAAAAGAGUAAAAUUAGAUCGCCCUCACUUGCCCAUACAUUUAUGGUCAGAAGAAGUGGUAUGGCAACAAGGAUCAUUAGUUCGACAUAAUCAAUGUUUGUAUAAGGCUGAAGGAGUAUCGAAUGUAGCUGAACCAGGAAAAAAUGCUGAUAAAGUUUUUUAUAGAAUUUUCAGUAAUCCUUCAGAAACAAUAUUUUUUACAUUGGCUUCGAUGCAAGUAUCAUUUAUGGUAGUAUUGAUUAUUGCACUAGUCAUCAGUUUUCAAUGGCAUCAUAUAUUUUACCUUUCAUUUGUAAUGCUAUUAAAUUAUGUUACACUAUGUAAGACUUUAUUUAAUUAUCGUAUGACUGCCAAGAUAUACAAAUUGUUAAAGGAAAAAACUCAAUAGAUAACUUUCUGAAUUGAAAUAAAGCUUAAUGUCAGACUUUUA